GAAGAUGUGGGAUGAUUAUGUGACGUCAACGCGAAGGAAGCUCCACCUAAACCCCUCUACCCCAGCUCCGAGGUCCAUCAAGCUCCCCCAUCUCACCCACCGUGAACGCGACAAACAACAGCCCCACAUACACACACACGCACAUAGACGCAUACCCACCCAACCCACAACCCACAAUGCUGCUCCUCGGCCUAACAGGCUCCAUCGCAACCGGCAAAUCCACCGUCUCCACCCUCCUCUCGCGCGCGCCCUACUCCCUCCCCAUAAUCGACGCGGACCUAAUCGCGCGCCAAGUCGUCGAGCCCGGCACCGCAGGCUACACCGCAAUCGUACAACACUUCCUGCCCUCAACACCCGACCUACUACUCCCAGAUGCCACACCGCGCGGACGCCCACUAAACCGGCCCGCGCUGGGACGCCGCGUAUUCGGCAGCGGAGCAGACAAGGAGCGCGACCGCAAGACACUAAACGGCAUCGUGCACCCCGCCGUGCGCAAGGAGAUGUACAGACAGAUGGUGUGGGCGUACUUGCGCGGGAACUGGGCGGUGGUGCUGGAUGUGCCGCUGCUGUUUGAGAGCGGGUGGGAGCGGUAUUGCGGGAGUAUUCUCGUCGUCGGCGUGUCGGACCCGGGGAUUCAGAUUCAGCGCCUGAGGGCGAGGGAUGCGCAUUUGACGGAGGAGGAUGCGAGGAAUCGCGUUGUGAGUCAGGGGGAUGUGAGGGAGAAGGCGGAGCGUGCGUUGAGGAGGGGGAAGGGGAGGGGGGUUGUCGUGUGGAAUGAUGGCGGGAGGGAGGAGUUGGAGGGCCAGAUUCAGGGCGUUAUGCGCGAUUUGCGGAGCGGGAGUCCGCGCUGGUGGAGCACUUUGCUUUGGGUGUGUCCGCCGUUGGGGGCCGUGGCUGGGCUGUGGAGUUGGUAUCGUAUGAGGGGCGUGCAGUUGAAGUGGGAGGAAGAGAAGAAGAGGGAGAAGUCUAAGUUGUGAGGAGAGUGGAUGUGUUUGUCUGUUCGACAUGUGCGCUGGAUUGAGUCGGUAAUUACUCGCAGUACGGAUGUUUUCAUGGUAAACGUUCUCACGAGUUUCGUAUAUCACGUCUAUUCCAUCUGGCUCGUCGUCACUUACUUCAUCUCAUUUUCCCCAUCGACGUCAGUCAUGCCGCUUUCACCUGUCUUUCAC
Dothidotthia symphoricarpi CBS 119687 is the source of this 1169-nucleotide messenger RNA. RefSeq names its product CoaE-domain-containing protein. Gene Ontology annotation, biological process: coenzyme A biosynthetic process. The transcript has a single exon. The record is from RefSeq and is a predicted model, not a curated record. Lineage: Eukaryota; Fungi; Ascomycota; Dothideomycetes; Pleosporales; Dothidotthiaceae. Gene Ontology annotation, molecular function: ATP binding; dephospho-CoA kinase activity. Bases 177 to 977 code for a protein of 266 amino acids.